Molecule: messenger RNA, 1032 nt
Organism: Rasamsonia emersonii CBS 393.64
Lineage: Eukaryota; Fungi; Ascomycota; Eurotiomycetes; Eurotiales; Trichocomaceae
Exons: 3
Coding region: 1-1032 (343 amino acids)
Source: RefSeq, a predicted model, not a curated record
AUGGCGACCUCGAGCUCUGCGAAUCCUGAGGCACUGGGUGUCCUGUCAGACAUGGUCAACCAAACGCUUAUUGACACUGGUCGUUUCUUCCGCUCAUCGGGAUCAAUGCAAUCAAGAGCUCAGUUGAAAGCGGCGAUCCCUUCUGCAUACGAAAAUUUCCAGCUUGCGCUAGACAAUCUAUCAGAACAGAUUUUUAUCGCCAAGGCACUUUUAGAGAAAGAAUAUGAAGCUAUCAAGGCCAGGAAAGCGGCUGCACCGUCUCCAGCACCGGCCACUGUUCCCAGUGAAUCUAAGCCUGCAGAAGACGUGACAAUGGCUGAGGCUCCUACUACAGUAGACACAGCCCAGGAUGCAGCAGAAAAGCCCGGACUUUCAGAGAAUACAGAGCAAUCUGAGACGAUACCAUCCGAAGUGAAUGCAGAGACUGAUGCCAAGAUGGACGGUUCUGCACCGGCGGCGAAGAGCACUCCUGAGAGGGAAGCCGUGAAGACUGAGAAGCAAGAGGAAACGACGAAGACGGGUGAUCAGGCGCACCCAUCAACAUCAGGAGAGGAAUUGAAUUUCGAUUCCGUGCUUCCUGUCACCGGUGAUGGCGCUAAUGACUUUGACAUCCAUCUGAAUUUUGCCAACGAUGAGAUCGGGAACCAGAAUUUCCUCGCAGGGACCAAUUUUAUGGACUCCAACGCUGGCAACGUGAAUGCCGGUGGGACGAACAACAACGAACAAGCCCGGGAUCAGCAGCAGCAGCAGCAGAGCUCGAUCAACUCGCUCCUCCCGGGACUGGAGAGCUACGCCGCCAAUAAUGCGGGAGACGAUUUCAACAUUGAACUGCAAAAGUUCAACGAGGAGAUGAACCGACAGUCCAACGGGCAGAGGAACGCGGGGCAGGACGAGGUCAUGGCGCCAGGCGAGUCGAGCUUUGAUGAUCUUUUUAUGGAAAAGGACAAUUCCGGGGGCGAUGGCGACGAGAAUAUGCUGGGAGGGGACGGAUUGGUGAAUAUUGGCGACUUGGACGACUCGUGGUUUAAUUAA